Dicentrarchus labrax (European seabass) is the source of this 2367-nucleotide messenger RNA. RefSeq names its product golgi phosphoprotein 3a (gene golph3a). Gene Ontology annotation, molecular function: phosphatidylinositol-4-phosphate binding. Gene Ontology annotation, cellular component: trans-Golgi network; cytosol; Golgi cisterna. Gene Ontology annotation, biological process: Golgi vesicle budding; Golgi organization; Golgi to plasma membrane protein transport. Bases 212 to 1093 code for a protein of 293 amino acids. The record is from RefSeq and is a predicted model, not a curated record. Lineage: Eukaryota; Metazoa; Chordata; Actinopteri; Moronidae. The transcript has 4 exons.
ACAACAUUCACCACACGGCGCCAUAUUAGAUAGACAUUAUACUGCUGCGGACCAAGUCAAGGAAGGGGAACUCAGGCCGCAGUAGUUUAUUGAUAAAACACUGGAGGUAACUGCUAUAUGGUUGGCAAUAAGUAAUUGAGUCAAACAUCUCGGCCAUUGUGGUCCGAGGCGUGUUGUUUUCGUCGUUGUUUAGCUAACUUGCCGGCCAGACAUGACUUCCUUGACUCUGCGGAGUUCGGGCCUCGUGCAGAGGCGGACUGAAGCCUCGCGCAACGCCGCUGACAAAGACCGUCCGUCCGGCCAGGAGGACCACGAGCCCCGGCGGGGAGACGAGCCGGACGAUGACGAUACUGGGGACUCCAAAGAAACGCGUCUCACCCUGAUGGAAGAAGUGCUGUUGUUAGGACUGAAGGACCGAGAGGGCUACACCUCGUUCUGGAAUGACUGCAUUUCAUCGGGUUUGCGAGGGUGCAUGCUGAUCGAACUGGCUCUGCGAGGACGCCUUCAGCUGGAGGCCUGUGGCAUGAGGAGGAAAGGUCUGCUGGCCAGAAAGGUGAUUUGUAAGUCAGAUGCUCCGACAGGUGACGUGCUCCUGGAUGAAGCCCUAAAACACAUCAAAGACACACAACCACCAGAGACCGUGCAGAGCUGGAUUGAACUUCUCAGUGGAGAGACGUGGAACCCCCUCAAGCUUCACUAUCAACUACGGAACGUGCGUGAACGGCUGGCGAAAAACUUGGUGGAAAAAGGUGUCCUCACUACUGAGAAGCAGAACUUCCUGCUUUUUGAUAUGACCACACAUCCUCUGACCAACAACAACAUCAAGCAGCGCCUCAUCAAGAAGGUCCAGGAGGCCGUACUGGACAAGUGGGUAAAUGACCCCCAUCGAAUGGAAAAGCGGCUGCUUGCACUCAUCUUCUUAGCCCAUUCCUCUGACGUCCUGGAAAAUGCAUUCGCCCCGCUGCUAGACGACCAAUAUGACCUGGCCAUGAAGAGAGUGCGGCAACUGCUGGAACUAGAGCCUGAGGGGGAGAGCAUGAAGGCCAACACCAACGAGCUGCUAUGGGCUGUGGUGGCCGCUUUCACCAAAUGAGGCUCCCUCAAAGAGGACAGAAAGCAGUUGUGGCAUUCAAGUGGCAUUGUUUGUUGAGGUAGUGACCCCAACAUGGUGACUUGACUAAAUUUAGCCCUGCCUGGACCUUUGGAAUGGGCUGCCCUCUUUUCUCCCUCCCUACUCCUCCCUCCCUAAUUUUCUUUUCCUUCCAGAUAAGUGUCCUCGUUGAUCCUUCAUGGUCCCGUUUCCCCCCAUGUGUCAUUUAUGUGUUAACUUUUGCUAAAAAUAAUAAUCUCAUGGAGCUUUGUGAUGAUAUGGGUGAGGCUGGAUUCAUAUCCUUUCUUUUCUAUUGGGCAUAUCUUUGAAACCGUUUCUUAGGGGUACAGUAUGUAUGGCACCAGUUACUCAAGGUUACCAUCCGGACACACCUGAUAAUGAUAAUAUAAAAAGAACAGGUCAGUGAUACUGUACAGGAAUGAAAGAUUAGCUUAUGCCUUUUUAAAUGGAUAUCUUCUAACACAGGCUUAUGGAUAUGAUGCAUUUGGUGUCACAGCAUUCUUUAAAUUUCAUAUCAAGUACUGGAAGACAAGUAAUGUGGUCAGGGUCUACUACCUAGUACUGUAAACAUUAAGAGCUUAUUUCCCAUGUUGAUCCACCUCAUUUAUCCGUUAUAUACACCUGCUUGUCCAGUGAAGGGACACAGGGCUGUCCCAGCUCACGCUGGUCGGGGGGGUGUACACCCUGGACAUGUCACCAGUAUUUAACUUUGCUAACACAUUGAGACAGACAACCUGUCUUGCAAGGCAAUUUAGAGUUUCCAGUUCACCUGACCUGUAUUCUUUGGACUGUGGGAGAAAACCCUGACAGGUUCCGGCUGCCAGCUGGAUUCAAUCUGAGGAUUUUCUCGCUGUGAAUCGACAGUGCUACCCACUGUGACGCCUGACAGUCUAUCCCAUCUGGCCUAAAGUUGUGUGGAAGAUCAUUAAUUUGUCAACAGAACAAUAAGCAUGGAAGUUAAAUACAGUCCUAAGAAGAUAGAGAGCUGACCUGUAUGACAUCCCUUAUCAGUUACUUUGACCUUAGCCCCUUUAAAUAUUUUGGGAAAGACUUCAAAUGAAAAGCCAGAACCUGAUGAACAUCAUUAGACAGACUUGCUUAGGCUGAUGCUAGAAUAAUACAAAUUCCAAAGUUCUGCUAACAGGUGCAGAAUGGAUGGGGCUGAAACCCAAGGUAUGAUGAUGGAAGGAAAAAUAAAUAUAUUGCACAUUAUCUGAAAUAAAUAAGCAAAAACAGCUUAUACUGUUUUGAAUGUC